Molecule: messenger RNA, 955 nt
Organism: Athene cunicularia (burrowing owl)
Lineage: Eukaryota; Metazoa; Chordata; Aves; Strigiformes; Strigidae
Gene: ZNF7
Product: zinc finger protein 7
Exons: 4
Biological process (GO): regulation of transcription by RNA polymerase II
Cellular component (GO): nucleus
Molecular function (GO): RNA polymerase II transcription regulatory region sequence-specific DNA binding; DNA-binding transcription factor activity, RNA polymerase II-specific
Source: RefSeq, a predicted model, not a curated record
AGGACACACACCAAGGAGAAGCCCUUUACCUGCACCACGUGUGGCAGAUGCUUUUCCAGUAGUUCAAGCCUCGUUACACACAAACGAACUCACACAGGAGAGAGACCGUACGCCUGCUCCCACUGCGAGAUGACGUUCAUACACAGUUCAAAUCUCAGGAAGCAUCAGCGGUCCGUCCAUCCUGGGCACACUGGAGUCUUAUCAAGGAGGAAAUCUUCCACCCUCCUGGUGGCAGACCCCCUGCCUUCCUCAACAGCCCCACCACUGGCACAAGGGUCGAAUGGUGAAGAUCUACAGGGAGAUGCAGCCCAACCACGGAGUAGAUCUGGAAAGAAGGAGCACAAGUGUGAGCAGUGUGGGAAGGUCUUUCCCUGGCGGAGUAGCCUGAGAGUUCACAAACAGACCCACACGGGAGAGAGGCCCUUCAAGUGCCAGGAUUGUGGGAAGAGCUUCAGGGAAAGUGGGAACCUCGUGCGUCACCGGAGGACACACACCAAUGAGAAGCCCUUUGUCUGCACCACGUGUGGGAGAUGCUUCUUCGAUAGCUCAAGCCUCAUCAGACACCAACGAACUCACACAGGAGAGAGACCCUACCCCUGCUCGCACUGCGAGAUGAAGUUCUUAUAUAAUUCAGAUCUCUGGAGGCAUCAGCGGGCCGUUCAUCCUGGGACGUGUGCUGAAGAUACUCAAGAAGGCGCAUCCCAACCACCGAGUAGCUCCAGAUACAAGGAGUACAAGUGUGAGUAUUGUGGGAAGGUCUUUCGCUGGGGGAGCAACCUGAGACGUCACGAACGGACCCACACGGGAGAGAGGCCCUUCAAGUGCCAGGAUUGUGGGAAGAGCUUCAGGGAAAGUGGGAGACUUCUGGGUCACCAGAGGGGACACACGAAGGAGAAGCCCUUUCCCUGCACCAGGUGUGGGAGACGCUUCUCCUUUCGCUCACGCCUCAUUAGAC